AUGGCUUAUAGAGGAGGCGGUAGCUUUGAUCCUCCAAAACCUUUUGUGAUUUUCCCUGAAAUUGCUUUACCUGAUCCGAAAUCUAUCUCUAAAGACUCGCAAUUAGUUUCGAGUUACUUCAAUUUUCAAAAGUUUUGGAGAAACUNUCCUUAUCAUUUAGAGAAUGAGAGUUUAGAUAUUGAGAGGUUUUCAGACGCGUUGAAACCGAAGAAGAAGUCGAAUAAGAGUGGAUCUUGCUAUGAUUAUCUUCUUCUUAGAUCUGAUAACUUCCCUAAAGAACUUCUUGGAGAUGCGCAAAGAGAUCGGCCUGUGAAGAGAGCAAAAUGGAGUAUGGAUGCAGAUUUGAAGAAAUUGGAUGUGUUUGAGAAGCUUGAAGCUAAGUCAGAGGCUGAAGGCAAGGAAGAUAACGAAGAAGAAGAAGACGAAGUUGAGGAAUCAGAUGAUAACGGAGAUUAUGAUCAGCUUGUGAAGUUUUACUUAUAA
Molecule: messenger RNA, 483 nt
Organism: Arabis nemorensis
Lineage: Eukaryota; Viridiplantae; Streptophyta; Magnoliopsida; Brassicales; Brassicaceae
Source: the annotation of a GenBank genome assembly